AUGAGCUUUCCCCACAACAACGGUCGAAGAACGAAUUCCAACUGGCGAUCAAGACCUAGCAAUCCGGGAUACCACCGACACUCGCCAUCCAACUUCAAUGCACCGCGCAGCUCUCCCUCGACAUCACCAGGCACUCCAAGCACACGUAGCACUCGAAGCGUAUCACCAACGGGGACAUGGAGACAACGAUCACCGUUGAUAAGCAAUCAGUCAAUAGUGGAGCCUCAUCAACAACAACAGCAGCAAGGACUUGAAGGUGCUAGUGUCCAGUGGCAGUCGUGGAACCGUGAAACGCCAUCCAAUACACAAAACAACACGAGGACGAAUACUUCACUUGAUUCUGGGUGGAAUAUGAGUAGCAGCAGUAGCAGCAAUCGAGAUACUUCUUUGCAUAAGGAUAGCGAUGACACCAACAGUAUUUGGAACGACGACUGGGAUGACAACAACGACUUUCCUACCCCACACUUGGAUAAUCCGAUAACAACUACUACAACUCACGAUCAUCUUGAACGAAGUGGGUGGUCUCCUGAACCGCCAGAAGAUACGCCAUCAUCGUCUUUGGCUGCAACAAAAACAACCGGUUUGAUACCUGAUCCAGUGAUACAAUCACCACCACCACCACCACCACUACAACAACAACCACCACCACCACCACCAGCAGUGUCAUCAGGGUCAUUAUCUUAUCAAGGGGAUGAAAUCAUCAAACACGAAUUCUUUUUGGCACGUGGAAGAAAAGACUCACGUAACAUCUCCAUUGACGACAUACUUGUGAGGACGAUUCGCCGUAAAGGAUCACCAGCUAUACAACAUAUUCAAUCUCCAUCCAUAUCAUCACCACCACCCAAUGGCGUCAAUGCAUCACCUUUCAUGUAUCCUUCCUACGUUGGCACCCCAUCAACCGAUCACUAUAACCAAUACAAGAAUGAAGGAAAAUUACAACAACGCACAAAGGAUGGAUCCACCUAUCGCUCUCAAAAACCACCCGCAUUCACUGGUGCAGUGCAUUCGGAUGAUCAGUAUCAACCCAUUUACAAGUCCUAUCCAAGCAUUGAAGAUAUGGAGGAAAAGGUAUCUAUCGGCGAACUCCAUCGUGGUGUGCUUCGUAUCAAUCGUCGUAAUCGCUACGAUUCCUAUGUUACGGUGGAAAACCUUGAUGAGGAUGUUUACAUUGGUGGAGAAUUACUCCGCAACCGAGCAUUUGAUGGGGAUGUUGUUGCUGUACGACUUUUGGACGUGGAUGAUGUGUGGAACAAACGCAAAGAGAAACAACGAAAGUCUGGUGCUGGAAAUGGAAGUUAUCGUAUGGUCGAAGCACCGGCUGGUAUGGAGUUGUUCAUGUUUGAAGAAGAACAAGUGGAGCAAGAUGAUGAGGAUUUGACCAAGCCAAAAUAUGCUGGUGAAGUGAUUGGAAUAUUGGAUCAACCUGAGGAAAGGGUCACUGUUGGAUAUCUUCAAAUUGAGCAAAACACCAGCAAUUACAACGAUUCCCAGGGCUUAUAUCACAGUCCUCCACAACAUGUGAAAAGACCAAAGAUCAUCUUUCGACCGCUCGACACACGUACCCCUUUGCUCAUGAUUCACGAGAAGGAUGCCCCACAAGACUUCAUGACACGGCAAAGUUAUUAUACAUCUACCUUGUUGGUGGCGAAGAUGGUCGAGUGGUCUAUCUACAAGCGACGUCCCAAAGGAAAGAUUAUGAAGGUUCUUGGCAUGGUCGGUGACAUGAAGGUGGAAACGGAUGCCAUUCUUGCAAGAAGUGGUAUCAAAAUGAAACCAUAUCCUUCAGUGGCUCGUGAUGCUUUACCCAAGAUACCGUGGACUAUACCCGAAGACGAGAUCAGCAAACGUACCGAUUAUCGGUCUCAUAUUACAUUUAGCAUUGAUCCAGAUACCGCAAAAGAUCUCGAUGACAUCUUACAUAUCAAACGGCUUGAAGAUGGAGGAUUUCAAGUUGGCGUGCAUAUUGCAGAUGUCUCCUAUUUUAUCCCAGCACAUACACCAUUAGAUACAGAGGCCCGUGAGCGAGCAACAAGUACUUAUUUGGUGAAUGACGUUAUACCAAUGCUUCCAGUCACUUUGGCAGAGGAGUUGUGUAGCUUGAACCCAGGAAAGGAUCGGUUGGCAUUUUCAGUUGUAUGGGAAAUGGAUGAUGAAGCCAAUAUUCGUUCAACUUGGUUUGGAAAGACGGUUGUAUGUUCGAGAGCCAAGUUAUCCUACAACGAUGCUCAGCAAGUACUGGAAGGUGGUCAGCUGCCACAAUCAGCUUCACUAGUCGAUCCCAAUCAAGCUUCUGAUAUUGAAACAUCGAUCAAAGAUUUGAUGGCUCUUGCUCGUCACUUGAGGAAACGCAGAUUUGCCAAUGGCGCGCUUGCUCUUGAAUCCGUCAAGCUGACAUUCGAUUUCGAUGAUGAAGGGGAGCCUACUGCAGUAUCCAAUUUCGAAGCUCAAGACUCAAACAAGCUCAUUGAAGAAUUCAUGCUUCUUGCCAAUACCCACGUUGCCCAGAAGAUUAGCUCAGCCUACAACAGGGAAGCAUUGCUUCGUCGACAUGCACCACCUAUUCUUCGACGCAUGGACAUUUUCGUGGAGGAAGCUAAAAGCUAUGGCUAUCAUAUUGAUGCAUCAAGUGCAGGUGCAUUGCAAGCAUCUUUGGAAAACAUACCCGAUGGACCCGUCAAGCAAGUUUUACUCAUGUUGAUUAUCAAGCCAAUGCAACGUGCAAAAUACUUUGCUUCAGGCGCUCUCGACAUCACCAAAUUCCUCCAUUAUGCAUUGAAUGAGCAGGUGUAUACGCAUUUCACUUCACCGAUUCGUCGCUAUGCUGAUAUCUUGGUCCAUCGUCAAUUGAAUAAUGCCCUCAAAGGAAUGGCUAACAGUGGCUACAGCACGAAGACUGUCCAAAUGAUCGCUUAUUCAUGCAACUAUCGAAGAGAAAUGAGCAAAGUGGCAGAAGAAAUGAGUCGACACUUGUACCUAGCACGCUAUCUAAACCGAACGCAAAAGGAGACCAUCAAGACCGCCGUGGUGAUGGCAGUGACUGAGCACCAUUUUGAUGUGUAUUUGCAUGAAUACGGCUUACAGCGACGAUUAUUUGCACAAGAUUAUCCUCUUGACAACUAUGACUACUGCAACGACGACGCGAGCCUUGUAUUGUAUUGGGAACGGGGUGUCCCUGUGGAUAUGGAAAGCCAAUUCAAACGACAUUAUCAACGCGACACUAUGCGAACCACUGACAUCAAAUCACGUGAAGACAUGGAAUCAAAGAAUAAGGGUAAAAGCAAGGCCAACAAUGUAACAGCACCUAUGGGACAAUCCAUCACGUCUGUACGAGCUGCUCCUCUUGACCAUACAUUGUGCUCUCAACGUUUGGCUAUAUUCACCACCUUACAAGUGAAACUCGAAGUCAAUAGUCACCGAUCACCUCCCGUUAUCAACAUGUAUCCUGUCAAUCCCUUUUGCUAA
Messenger RNA from Lichtheimia ornata, 3462 nucleotides. RefSeq lists its product as uncharacterized. Gene Ontology annotation, cellular component: exosome (RNase complex); P-body. The coding region runs from base 1 to 3462 and encodes 1153 amino acids. Gene Ontology annotation, biological process: mRNA catabolic process. Gene Ontology annotation, molecular function: RNA binding; 3'-5'-RNA exonuclease activity. Lineage: Eukaryota; Fungi; Mucoromycota; Mucoromycetes; Mucorales; Lichtheimiaceae. The transcript is spliced from 9 exons. The record is from RefSeq and is a predicted model, not a curated record.